Arabidopsis lyrata subsp. lyrata is the source of this 1756-nucleotide messenger RNA. RefSeq names its product putative F-box/FBD/LRR-repeat protein At1g16940. The coding region runs from base 331 to 1623 and encodes 430 amino acids. The record is from RefSeq and is a predicted model, not a curated record. Lineage: Eukaryota; Viridiplantae; Streptophyta; Magnoliopsida; Brassicales; Brassicaceae. Gene Ontology annotation, molecular function: protein binding. The transcript has 3 exons.
UUAAAUUGCCGCAUUCACGUGAAUUCGUGAUCAAGACUCAGAAACCCUAAGCAGAUCAUGAGUCGGGUGAUCGGAUCGUCGUUCCUUGCUCAGUAGUCAGUACUCUUUCGUGAUUAUUCGACUCUAGAUUUUUCUUUUUCUUUUUCCAACUCUGGUUAAAAUCAUACGCCUUCAAAAGAUCUGUGUUUAUAUAUAAAUAACAAAAAAAAAAAAAAAAAAAUCUGUGUUUAUAUUUACUCUUCGAGUUUGAUCAUACAACGCAGAAGUUAUAGAUGAUGUUUAUAAUGUGAGAAGAAACCUGUUGGUCAUAAUAUAAUCAGAGAAGAAGAUAUGAUUAACCAAUUACCAGAUUCUUUGAUUUACGAGAUACUUUUCAAUCUUCCCACGGAGGAUGUGGUCAAGACUAGCCUUUUAUGUCGCAGAUGGAGAUAUGUUUGGCAAUCUGUGCCUGGGUUAGAUUUGGUGAUCAAUGGCUUCAUCAAAAAGUAUGAUCCCAAGUUUGAUUUUCUUGAUAGGUUUAUAGAUUUGAACUAUUACUUGUGCUUACAAAGAGUCAAGCUAAGGUAUGUUGGAUAUGGUCAAAAUUAUCGAAUCAAGACGUCGAUGGACACUGUGAUUAAACAGAAAAUUCAACAUUUAGAUGUUGGGAGUAACUCAAGGUAUGCAUAUGAUAGACUUGAGAUACCUCCAACCAUUUAUACAUCAUGUGAGAGAUUGGUAUCCUUGAAACUCUAUCGCGCAAACUUGCCUAAAUCGCCGGACUCAGUUUCUCUGCCUUGUCUUAAGAUCAUGGAUCUACAACAAAUCAACUUUGUUGACAGUUUGGAAAUGGAGAAGCUGGUCUCAGUCUGCCCAGCCCUAGAAACCCUAACAACGGACAAGAUGUAUGGAGUUAAAGUCUCAUCUCAGUCUCUAUUGAGCUUCUGUCUGACCAAAAAUGGAGAUGGCUAUCUGAAAACACAAGUUGUAAUGCAAACCCCAAAGCUCAAGUAUCUAAAGCUGAACCGUCACUUUAUUGAAAGAAUCAUUCUAAAUGAUUUGAGUUCCAUUGUCAUGUUGAAUCUUGAUGAUUUGAUGUAUUUUGGUGAAACCUUGCUUAGUAUUCUUAAACUCAUCUCUUGUGUCAGAGAUUUGACUAUCUCCUUUGAUAUUCUUCAGGACAUUUGUCAGUUCUCCAAAUCGAAAUCACUACCAAAAUUUCAUAACCUUUCUAUCUUGAGCGUCACGAACAUGAUGACCGGAUCUUGGGAGUCUUUAUUAAUCUUUCUUGAGAGCUGUCCGGAUCUAAAAUCUCUUGUCCUGGGGUUUCAAGAUCAUAACUGGGGAGUAAAUUUUUCAGAUGUGCCCCAAUGUGUUUUAUCAUCGCUUGAGUUUGUUGAAGUUAAAGCAAGAGACGUGGCCGAUAUGAAUAAACUAGGGAGUUAUUUCAUGGAGAAUUCAACAGUCCUCGAGAAAUUUACUCUAUGCUUAGAUUAUAUAAGUGAAUGUGAUCAUGUGACCCUCGGAAAGCUCUUUACAUUGCCAAGAAGAUCUAACAAAUGUGAAGUUGUUGUUAGCUCUAGAAAAUUUGGAACAUACAAGCCCUUGUCUUUGUUUUCUGGUGCUGAUGGUUUCUGCUGCUGAGAGAAAGUCUAAUUUUGGCCUUUGAGCGUUUUUGACGACUUUUGAAUGAUUUCCUCUAAGGCUUUGUUAUAAUCCAUUGACUCGAAUUUUGAGCAUUUUUCCUCUUCGGACAUAGUAGACGACAACAGACAAA